AUUCUUGUUGACUUAAACAAAAAGAGAUUACUUUUGACUGUAAUUUUAUGGAUGAUCACUCAUCCCUCAUAUUGUGUAAGAGCUUACAGUGUAGUCCUGUUCUCCUUGCAGUCAAUAAAGAGUUUGCCUGAAGUGUGGUAGAUGUGUUUUGGUGUGGCUGUGUGAAUCUGUGCAGUGGUAUGUAGCAUGUCAGCUGUUGACAAUGUGUUCCUGGCCAAGCCAUCCUCCAUGUUGUGACCUUCUCUGUUUUUGUCCCUUUCUAGAAGCUGAGGAACUGUACCAGAAACGGGUGCUGACCAUAACUGGCAUUUGCAUUGCUCUUCUAGUAGUUGGCAUCAUGUGUGUGGUGGCCUACUGCAAAACCAAGAAGCAGAGGAAAAAGUUGCAUGACCGUCUUCGGCAGAGCCUUCGCUCAGAGAGGAACAAUGUGAUGAACAUGGCGAAUGGGCCUCACCACCCCAACCCGCCACCAGACAAUGUCCAGCUGGUGAAUCAGUACGUUUCAAAAAACAUAAUCUCCAGUGAACGUGUCAUUGAGCAAGAAACAGAGACCUCAUUUUCCACAAGCCACUACACCUCAACAACACAUCACUCUACGACAGUCACCCAGACGCCUAGCCACAGCUGGAGUAACGGCCAUACUGAAAGCAUUCUCUCCGAAAGCCACUCCGUUCUCAUCAGCUCCUCAGUAGAGAAUAGCAGGCACACCAGCCCAACAGGGCCACGAGGCCGCCUCAAUGGCAUUGGUGGACCACGAGAAGGCAACAGCUUCCUCCGGCAUGCAAGAGAGACCCCUGACUCCUACCGAGACUCUCCUCACAGUGAAAGGUACCACUUGCCACCUACCUCACUGCUUCCAGCUAGCAGGGUCUCCGCGAGAGUUUCCUAGCUUGGGAUCGUAGGA
Molecule: messenger RNA, 904 nt
Organism: Meleagris gallopavo (turkey)
Lineage: Eukaryota; Metazoa; Chordata; Aves; Galliformes; Phasianidae
Source: RefSeq, a predicted model, not a curated record